This is a messenger RNA of Megalopta genalis, 12649 nucleotides long. The record is from RefSeq and is a predicted model, not a curated record. NCBI's taxonomy places the organism in Eukaryota, Metazoa, Arthropoda, Insecta, Hymenoptera, Halictidae.
ACGAGGCGCACGCUCGAUGCAAAGCAGCGCGUGCUGUCACGCGUGGAAACCAGGAAGCUGUGUGUGUACCAGGAUCACGGUGCUGCUGUGUCCUGGGCGUCCACUUCGUCCUGGUCGCAGGCUCGCUCGGCUGGACGGUUCCGGUCGCGUCGUCUUCCGGUCUGUCCUCGGGGGAACACGUUCGAAAAGUGGUCACAGACCGUGCGUCGACGACCACGCGGCACACGUGAGCGGAACGAAGACGAACCACUACCGAGCGCGGCCGAAUGCCAACGAGCGGUCACGAUCGUUUCUCGGGGUACUCUGCCUGGCCGCUGAUUGGCCGAAUCCUCGAGGAAGUGUUCGCUGUCUAUGAGGACUCGCGGACCAUACCGCCACGUGAGUUGAGCGCCGUGGAAGUGACCCAAGAUAUCGCGCGCCUUUUCGCCGCUUUAUAGAGCACCGGAUUCUGCCGAGCUUCAUCCACUUGUCCGCAGCUGGAUACAUGUCCCGAGCCGCUAUCGGCUCGGUGAAACUGAUCGCUCCGGAGAACGUUGACGUCUCGCGAGCGUGACAGCCUGGAACCUGUAUCUCAGAGAGACAGUAGCUAGAACAACGCGAAGUUUCCAUUGGAAAAUUCCCGGUUGCUAACUAGACGUCUCGCUAGCCAAUAGAGAAGCGUAACUUAUCCUGUCUAUUAUCUUCGAAAGAGACCCGGUCUCGGACUGCUAUGCGUCAUUCGAGAGCCUAAGACAGUACCGUUCGCCCUCCGAAUGGGUGAGCUGGCCUACGUCACCGUAGUCAUCACGUGGUGAUCCCAACCUAGGCCAAUGUCUCUACCCCGUAUGACGUUGCGCCUUUCAGCCAGUGUCCUCUAGGCGGCCGUUUCCCUACUAAACAGUCUGUCGACGAUUCGACCGCGAAAACUUUUGCCAUGGAAAUCGACCAGCUGUUUUGGGACAACGAUCACGAAUUGCCCGGAUCGCCGAUCGAACUCCGGAAACGAUCUUUCGCAAAGUCGAAGGCGACGAUGCGUUGAACGGGUAAACACGGAACGUCGCGGAACUGUCCUCGUGACGCGUUGUCUAUCUCAACGCGGCGUAGGAGAAGUUUGUGGUCUCCGAGUGUUCUAAAUAGAAGUGCAUGGUGAAUAAAACGUCUCUUGGAAAACUUUGGUGUGUCUUCUUUCCUUUUUUUUCUCUCUCUCUUUCUCUCUCUCUCUCUCUUUCCAUUGAUCGUCCGGAAUCCCGGUAUCGAGACUAUUUUCUGAAACUUUGCCGCCAUUGCGAAGGCGAUUGGUGGCCGUGGCAAAAAGUGUCGGCGUACCACGUCCCGCUUUUUACAAGGAACGUAGACAUAACAUGCCAGUGUUAAUUGUCAGGCAAGAAACGCUUAGUGAAACGGGUAGGUCAGUUCGGCACCGGCAUUAAUGAUCGUACGGUAACAGUAUUGUAAGAAAAAGUUGCCAACGAAAAGUCAAAGAUUACGUAUUGUCGGGAAAUUGUAGAUUUCCGAAAUGCUCUGUUACAUAUAAAUGUUAUGUACGUCUAAUAACGAUGUGUACGCGUAUAAUCUGCGUUCGAAAAAACAAAGGUAAUCGCUAGCUAGUGACAAGUAGAAUAAGUACAAGGAAAAUUAAUGGAUGAUGUUUUACCUUAACGGUGAAUUAACAAAUUGUCAAGUCGAAGUCCGUUGCUCGGAGAGCCAGUGACUGUGAUCUAUCCGUGGAUUCGUCUGGAAUUGGGAACACUGUGCAAGUUUCUGGAAAGUGACAAGUAACUACCGUGAUGCCCGAUGUGUUUAAAUAACCUCUGAUUCAACGGAGUUCUAAGCUCGCCUACAUUCCGGGCAUAAGGGAGCGGAAGGAGCGUAGAUGAGUUCUGCUGUCCGCGUCCUCGAAGGAGCCUAUACUUCUAUGCUGGCGAACUUCUUUGGUACGACCUGGGGUUGCGUCGGGGUAGCUAGUAAAGUGUCCGUUGAUCGUGAAGAGUUUACGAUUACCGAUAGACUGCGAUUGAAGAGGGUGGGGAGCGCAGCAUUUGGUAGGAGGAGGAGGAGAAGAAGAAGAGUAAGUCGAGAGAGUGUAGGCGCAGGCGCCGUAGGUGAUGUGAGGCUGGCGCCCGCCUCACGUUUGGGGUGAUGCCCUCCAGUGAGCCUCAUCCCCCCCAAUACCACCUUCAGCACCACAACAUUCCUCCCUCGCAUCUUCAACAGCAAACGUCGAACGCGAUCGGGCAGCAUCAGCUUUACCAGCAGCUGGUGGCGGCCCAUCAUCAGCAACAGCAACACCAGCAGCAGCAGCAGCGACAACAGCAACACGGCGGGCCCUUUCAAAAUUCCCCGUACACGCAGCAAAAGCAGGAGAUGAGCCCGGAGGAGGAGGGGGGUCGAGGGGGCGGGUCCCCCCCGGCAGCGGGGGCUGCGCUGCAUCAGCCCCACCACCCCCGCACGGCCAGUCCACCCUCGGGCACAGAACCCUGCACCCGCGAUGCCAUACCAACGCCCACGCCGAUCGCGGAUACAACUACGACCACUACGACUACUACUAUGACCAUGCAAUCGCAAGGCCAGCAACAGCAAGAGCAGCAAGGUCCUAGCCCGAGCCCAAGUCCAACGGGCGGCGACGUUGAGAAAUUCGAUGGGAAGAUCGUCUAUAACCCGGACGGUUCGGCGUACAUAAUCGAGGGCGAGAGCGAACUGAGUGAAGAUGAUUCCCUGCCGGACGGUUGCAUUGUAGACGGCCGCGGUGUCUCUGUUCCUCAUUCUUUAGUAUUUCCUCAAAUCGCGAGCGCGUACUACGUGUCGAGACUGUACGCCCAUCAGGCGUACCAGCAACAGCAGCAACAACAACAGCAACGUUCGGCGGCCCAGCAGCACAAUCCCGAUCUUCCUGUAAUGCACAGCUAUCGGGUGAUCAGCUACAGAAGCGCAGAGGGGAGCAAACAGCCGCCUCCGCCCCCGACAGCGCCACCACCGCCUGCCGCUUCGGUGCCUGUGAAACCUAUUUUGAUGUGUUUCAUAUGCAAACUGAGCUUCGGGUACGCGAAAAGCUUCGUGGCGCACGCCCAGGGCGAGCAUCAACUCACCUUGAUGGAAGACGAGAGACAAGUACUUUCUCAUUCGACGGCAUCGGCGAUCAUCCAGGCCGUGGGCAGAGGAAAGCAGCCGCUCGUCAGCUUUCUCGAGCCCGUGACGAACUCCACGUGUCCGCAAUCGUCGCCCGCGCAGAUGCAGAGCCAGCAGCAACAGCAGCGCGCCGAAUCCAACGAGCACGAGCCACCGACGGCGUCCAGCACGCCCGCGAGCACGCCCGGAGUCCCGAGCAGUCCCCAACAGCAGCAACAGCAACAGCAACAGAGGCCGUCGCCGAGCACACCCACCACACCCACGUCGCAUUCGAAUCAUCCUCUAACGUACAAUCAUCAGCAAACGCAGCAACAUCAAUGGACCGGGGCGCAGGUGAGCGCUGCUUCCUGGGCCAAAGCACCGGACGCCACUAUGCAUUACACUUCGCCACCUCCGCCAAGUUCAUCGACCAAAGGCUCGCCGUCUUCUUACGCUGCCCUGACCCAGCAGCCACCGAAUUUCCUGACGGGCACCACCAUCGGCGUGUGUCCCGAACACAUGCAAGGCAGACCGAGCGGCGUCGAGUGCCCGAAAUGUGAACUGAUCCUCGCCAGUAGCCGCUUAGCGGGUCCUGGAGGGCCGUUAGCUGGGAUUCACAGUAGAAACUCGUGCAAGACGUUAAAGUGUCCGAAAUGUAAUUGGCAUUACAAGUAUCAGGAAACCCUGGAGAUCCACAUGAAAGAGAAGCAUCCGGAGAGCGAAACGUCCUGCAUAUACUGCAUCGCUGGCCAACCGCAUCCUAGGUUAGCGCGGGGCGAGACUUACACUUGCGGCUACAAGCCCUACAGGUGUGAAGUGUGUAAUUAUUCUACCACGACGAAGGGCAAUCUCAGCAUUCAUAUGCAGAGCGACAAGCAUUUGAAUAACAUGCAGGAGUUACAGCAAGGCGGAGGCGGCAGCUCGGGCGCCAGCAAUCCAUCCUCUUCGCAAGACGCGCCGAUGCCAACGAGAAGUCCGCACCACCAGCAGAACCACAGUCCGCACAUCGCUGGCCAAGCCGGAAACCAAAGCAAGCCGAAGCCGACGUUUCGCUGCGACGUUUGCAACUACGAGACCAACGUUGCGCGCAACCUAAGGAUACACAUGACCAGUGAAAAGCAUACGCACAACAUGCUGGUCCUGCAACAGAACGUAAAACACAUGCAGACCUUGUCCGCGUUACAGUCGCAUCAUCAGCAAGCACAGCAUCAUCACCAACAAGCGCAACAGCAGCACCAACAGCAACUCGAGCAGUUGCUGCACCUGGGCGGCUUGGACAAACCCCAACACGCCGAAGCGGCUCUGGCCGACAUGGCUUACAAUCAGGCCCUAUUGAUUCAAAUGAUGACCGGUGGUCAGCUGCCACCGCAGCUCCCACCGGAAAUUAUGGGCGGCAUGGCGAGUAUGGGCGCGAUGGGAAAUCUUGGCGGAGACGUCGGACUUUCACCGGACAGCAUGGAUCCUCCUCCGGAACCGGCUGAUCCCGACCCGUCCCAUCUCUAUCAGUGUUGCGUCUGCAACAACUUCGCGACGGACUCCCUCGAAGCCCUGACCCACCAUCUGGCUGUAGACAGAACGCGAACGCGCGAGGGCGAGAUCCUGGCGCUGGUAGCCGGCCACUUUGUGUGCAAACUUUGUUCCUAUAAAACUAAUUUAAAAGCAAACUUUCAACUCCACUGCAAAACGGACAAGCAUUUGCAGCGCCUGCAGCACGUGAACCAUGUGAAGGAAGGCGGCCCGAGGAACGAGUGGAAGUUGAAGUACUUGGCAUCGCCCACCAGCACCGCGCAAUUGCGUUGCCACGCGUGCGACUAUUACACUAACAGCGCUCAUAAACUGGCCCUUCAUGCCGCGUCCCCGAGACACGAAGCCGCCGCGCUCCUUCUUCGUCAUCUGCAUGAAGCCAGCACCAACGUACCCACCCAAGCGAAGCUUUAUCAUUGCGCCCUAUGCGGUUUUAGCGCGAGACACCGGUUGCCUCUUCUCCAGCACGUUCGUUCCCUGAGACACCUGCAAAUGGAACAACUGCAUCAACUUCAUCGGCGGAGCGGAAUCCAAGGGAACGAAACACCGCACACCGAUAUCGGCGACGUUUUUCAGGUCGUCGGCGAUCCUGAUGCACCACCCGCCCAACAAUCGAGUCCAAAUACACCUAGCACCCCGAACGCUACCAGUGUCAACAGUGAACGACGGGAAGAAGGUAGCGAAUGCGGUAACGAGGUGAAGCAAGAGCCGGACAAUGAUCAGGAAACGGAACAGGAACCGGAGAACGAGCACGAGGACGUCUCCUGUCCGUAUUGCACCUAUCAGCCGACGUCGCGAGAGGAAUUGAGACAGCAUUUGCAGGUGGCUCAUGUGCAGGACACGGACGAGAAAGCGGAGACGGUGAAGGAGGAGCCACCGCCGGACCUGUUGUGCCCGCUGUGCCAAGACGGAUUCCGAGAGCGAUCCGCGCUGGAGAAGCACGUGAUGCAGAUCCACUCGGUGAACACGGACGGUCUGCAGCGACUGCUCCUGUUGGUUGACCAAAGCCACUGGCUGAACAAUAACCCUAGGAACACGUCGACACCAGCGGUGACGACGCCGACGUCGCCAACCACCACCACGAAACCGCCGCAAGAGGAGGAGUUGAACGAGCGCGGUGGCAACGACGAAAUCGAGGAGAUCACGAGGUGCACAAUUUGCGGCCGGAUCUGUCGCUCCCUGGAAGAACUGCAGCAACACCACAGGGAGACCCAUCCGGCGACGACGCCCACGCUGGCGGUCAGCGAGAAACACGUGUACAAAUACCGGUGCGGUCAGUGCAGCCUGGCAUUCAAGACCUUGGAAAAAUUGCAGCAGCAUUCGCAGUAUCACGCGAUAAGGGACGCGACCAAGUGCGCUCUGUGCGGUCGAUCAUUUCGCUCGGUGCAAGCACUUCAGAGACACUUAGAGUCUACUCACGCGGAUCUACACGAGGACGAGCUGGCGCAGUACAAGCAGAGUCUGCUGCACGCGCACCCGCUUCUUCAAGCGCUCACCGAGGAGAGCUUUCGGAGACAAGGGAACCUGAGCGGGGAGCAGAGCGUAGAAGACGAUGCCAGCAAGGCUGAGGAGGAGGAAAGCGACGCGAGCGACUCAUCGCCGAUGCACAAGGAACAGCGUCUCCUGGAAGACUACCUAAACAGCCAACCGGUCGCCGAAGACUCCUACCAUGAUCCCGGCAGAAAGUUCAAAUGCCAUCGUUGCAAGCUCGCGUUCACGCGGCAGAGCUACCUGACCGGGCACAACAAGACGCUGCUGCACCGCAAGGGAGAGAAAAUGUCCUACCCGAUGGAGAAAUACUUGGACCCGAACAGACCGUACAAAUGCGACGUCUGCAAGGAGAGUUUCACUCAGAAGAACAUACUGUUGGUCCACUACAAUAGCGUGAGUCACCUGCACAAAUUGAAGAGGGCCAUGCAGGAGCAGGGUAACAACAACACGCUGAUAUCGGUGGUGCCGCCGGCCAGCCCGACAGAGUCGCCGGAUUCCCAGCAGGAUCAAGAUAAGAAACCCUACAAGUGCAACAUCUGUAAAGUAGCUUACUCGCAGGGCAGCACCCUAGACAUUCAUAUGAGAAGUGUGUUACACCAGACAAGAGCCAGCAAACUGCCAGAUCUCGCUGCCAGUGGGCAAUUAGAUCUCGCGCGACCGUUGAUCGAGCAGCCGCCCCCAUCCAGCCCGAACAGUCCACCUGUUAACAUGAACACCAGUAGCACAGGAAUGCUGUCUUGUCCCCGAUGCAGCGCGUUGUUCGUGAACCAGGAGCAGCUUGCCACGCACCAACAGCUGUAUUGUAUUUUCAGCAAUCCACUGGCAUUGUUUCAACAACUGGCAGCGUCGCAGCAACUCGUCCCGUCUACGACCGCCAAAACACCGCCGCCGACGUCUACGACGCCCGGGCCGCAGCAACACAUGCAACAGAGCGUGCAGCACACUUCGCAGACGACACAGGACAUCCUGUCGCAGCCACGUCACAAAACGUCGCAAAUGUACAAGCAUCUGUUGGAGAGCUUCGGUUUCGAUCUUGUGAUGCAAUUCAACGAAAACCACCAGAGGCGCCAGCGGAAGGAGGAGGAGGCUGCGGCCGCGCUCCAGGCCCAGCAAGAACAACAGAAGCAGGAACAGCAGAAGCAAGCACUCGCAGCUCAGGCGGCCCGCGAGAAGGAGGAGGAGGUGGAGGAACCGACCGACGACGAUGUUAUACCGGAACUGACCAGAAGCACUUGCCAGCAUUGCAAUAAGGAGUUCAGCAGCGUCUGGGUGUUGAAGGCGCAUUGCGAGGAGGUGCAUCGCGAUCUGGUGCCCCGCGAGUUUCUCGAGAAGUACGCGCAACAGUUCAAGUGCGAGUAUGAAAAGAAAAGCGUGGUGGUCACCGUCGCGACGUCCUCGUCCACGUCGUCUGCGCCCAGAAGCUCCACCCCCGCGUCCGGUCAGCCGCAAGAUCUCAGCUCCGACAAGGAACAACGCGAGAAAGAAAAGGAGGAGAUCGCUGAGAACAAAGAACGCAUCACCAAGACACCGGAAGCAACGUCGACUACACCCGCAACUACUCCUGCGUUGAGCAACACGCCCGUGUCGAGCACCGAUUCGACUACAGCCACCGUGUUACCGUCCGCUCAGACUCAUCAUUCACAGCAGCAACAGCAGCAGCAACAACAGCAGCAGCAACAACAACAGCAACAGCAGCAACAGCAGCAGCAACAACAACAGCACGCUCAGCUGACGCUGGCUCAACAGAUGUCCGAGAUGCAGGCUGCAUUGAACGCUAUGGCGGCUUCUCAGUUGCAACAACAACUUCAGCAAUAUCCUGGAUUGAUGAUGGGCAUGAUGGGCCUUCCUCUCGGGUUGAAUGUUCCUGCUUUGGCCGCAAUGAAUCUGCAACCACCUCUCGUACCUAUGAUGCUACCGCCGCCGCCUUACGAUGGCGCUGCGACCGCGUAUCCACCUAUCAACGCUCAGGCCGAUCUUCUGGCGAAACAACAUCUCGCUCUGCAACAGCAACAAGCGGCGGCUGCAAGUGCAGCUGCUUCUCAGAAACGUGCGCGCACCCGCAUAACAGACGAACAGCUAAAAAUCCUACGAGCGCAUUUUGAUAUUAACAAUUCGCCGGGCGAGGAGCAGAUUCUAGACAUGGCGGCGCAAAGCGGAUUGCCCCCGAAAGUAAUAAAACAUUGGUUCCGAAAUACGUUGUUCAAAGAACGCCAGCGCAACAAAGACAGCCCCUAUAAUUUCAACAAUCCUCCGAGCACCACGUUGAAUCUCGAAGAGUACGAGAAGACCGGGGAGGCGAAAGUUACUCCGUUAAAUUCUAGCGUAUCCGGUAACAGUUCCUCGGACGAUAAAAGCCCGAACAAACAAGCAUCUCCGCCUCCGUCGACGACGAGCGUCAACGCGUCUCAGACCACCGAGAUAAAGCAGGAGAUACAAGAGCAACCGCAGUGCCACGUUCAACAGCAGUCCCAGCACCAGGAAGAGCAGCAACAUCAUUCACCUGGAAGCUCGGGUGGUCAGCAAUCUCGCCCUCAUUCUCCAGCACUCAGUAUGAGCUCCGUAUUCCCGAUGCACCAUGACGUCUCGUCACACUCUUCAACGACAACAAGCGCGCCGAGCAUCCCCAUGUUACCACCGAAACUGGGCCCGCAGAGUUUUGCUAGCCCCAACCCUGGCCCAGGUGGAGUGGUACCUGGCUCCAUAACAGGUUUGACCUUGACACCUCAGAGAUCUCUCAGUCCCGGCCGUGGACCGACGGACUACUCCUUCAGUGGUGGUUCGAACGGAAACAGCUCCUCGGGUAACAGUUCCGGCAAACGAGCGAAUCGAACAAGAUUUACGGAUUACCAGAUUAAGGUUCUCCAAGAAUUUUUCGAAAACAACGCGUACCCAAAAGACGACGACCUCGAGUAUUUGAGCAAGCUUCUCGGAUUAAGUCCACGCGUAAUCGUGGUUUGGUUUCAAAAUGCUAGGCAGAAAGCGCGCAAGGUAUACGAGAAUCAGCCAGCCGCCGAGCCAGUGACACCAGGCAAUCGCGAAGGUGACGACGGGUCCGGCCGGUUCCAAAGAACACCAGGCUUGAAUUACCAGUGUAAGAAAUGCUUGCUAGUAUUCCAACGGUACUACGAGCUCAUCAGACAUCAGAAAACCCAUUGCUUCAAGGAGGAGGAUGCGAAGAGAAGCGCGCAGGCGCAGGCAGCUGCAGCCCAGGUCGCAGCCGUCUUGAGUUCCGAGGACAGCAACAGCAGCUCGACGACGACCACCACGAACAUCACAUCCAACAACCCAUCCUCUGCUCCAGCCCUCGCGGAGCAACUGCAACAGCCUCUGAACACCACCGCAUCUCCUCACCAUCAACAACAGACGAUGACACAGUCGCAUCAGCAGCCCCAACAACAGUUACCGCAACAGCAACAGUCUCAGUCGCAGUCCCAAUCACAGGCUCAGUCGCAAGCCGAGUCCAAGGAGGAGAGUUACCAAUGCGACAAAUGCAACCUGAUGUUCGGACGGUUCGAACUGUGGCGCGAGCAUCAGCUAGUACAUAUCAUGAACCCGUCCCUGUUUCCACCCGCCUACCCGCCGGACUCGCCGUUCGGAAUCCUACAGCAACAAGCCCUCAAUGCUACCACCGGCGUAGCGGCCGAAACCCCUCAUCCCCUGAUCGCGAUGAUGCAAGACAGAAAACGUAAGUACGAUGACUUCGACGACGGCACAGGCGGCGAGUCUCGCUCGAACUCCGAACACAGCGAGCAGCCCAAGGACAAGCGAUUGCGGACGACAAUUCUCCCGGAACAACUGGACUAUCUUUACCAGAAAUACCAGGUCGAGUCGAACCCGUCUAGAAAGAUGCUGGAGACUAUCGCACGCGAGGUCGGAUUGAAGAAACGUGUGGUGCAGGUGUGGUUCCAAAACACUCGCGCUCGCGAGCGCAAGGGUCAGUUCCGCGCGCACAGCCAGGUGAUCAACAAGCGCUGCCCGUUUUGCCCGGCGCUUUUCAAGGUGAAGUCCGCGUUGGAAUCUCAUCUGAGCAGCAAGCAUGCCGACCAGGUAGCCCGCGGCGAGGUGAACAUCGACAAUAUUCCCGACGAGGAGCUCUCGAUGGAGUCCGCGCCCUCGAACCCCAGCACGCCCAAUAUGAUGCCGCCGCUGUUCCCUCCAUUCAACACCGACAUGGAGGCCUCCCUUAAGAAGUACUACGAGGAGUCCAUGAAGCGAUACAUCAGCGAGCUGCAGGCCCACGCCAGCAACGGUAAGCAAGAAGCGACGAACCACCAGGCUUCUGGCAACAACAGCGGCGAGUCCCCGUUGGACCUGAGCAAACCGGUCGAUCUCAGCCGACCGAUGAAGCUGAGUCUCGGCGGGCUGAGCAACCUCCUCGAAGAACAACACGGCAUGCACUUCCGCGGCGGCAGCGACUGCGGCCCGCUGACCGACCUCUCCGAACGAAGCAUUUGCGACGACGACAGCCUUAGCGAGACCACGGAGUUCUUGGACGACGAGAGCGGUCCCGCGAGUCCCGCCUCGAGCACUCAGAGCUCGCGGCAGGGGUCCGCUUCCGUGGGAACUGGAAGCGCUGCUGUGCCGGCUGUAACCGGUGCCGGUGGUGGAACCGGCCAGUCCAGCGGCAAAAGGUAUCGCACUCAGAUGUCAGCGACUCAGGUAAAGGUGAUGAAGUCGCUGUUCUCGGACUACAAGACACCAACCAUGGCUGAAUGCGAGAUGCUCGGUCGCGAGAUAGGCCUGCCGAAGCGCGUGGUACAGGUCUGGUUCCAGAACGCCCGCGCCAAGGAAAAGAAAGCCAGAUUAGCGGCGGGCCUGCCAGCCGAAGGCUCGGCGGUGCAACCGCAUCGCGGCCCGACCGGGCCCGACGAGUGUAGACUCUGCUCGGUCCGAUACUCAGCGAAGUCGCCGCUGCAGGAGCACGUAUUCUCGCGACGGCAUAUCGAGUCGGUGCGUGUCGCCGUCGAGGAGGGCAGCCUGGUGCCGCCGACACCUGGCGCGCCGAUCCUCCCCACCGGGAACACCGCCGCCGCGGGGAUGGGCAACGCGUCGGUGGUUGGCGCUACCAAUCAGCAAGCCGGCCAGCAGCAGCAAUCGGACGAAAACAUGAUGUACGGAUCCUUGUUCCUUCACCCUACGGCGAUGUUCCAGCCGCAGCAACAACAACACCCGGGUGCCGCAACGCCUAGUACGGCUACCACCACGCCCGUAGCGGCUCCAGGUUUAAGCAGCGUGAUGCACGGUAACGGUCUGAUGUCGUUGCACGUGGAAGGUGGCACGCAGGUCCAGGUGCCUCGCUCGUUGAUGCAGGCGUUCCUGCAGCAGGACCCGAACCAUCCUGGUCUGGAGACGGUGCGGCUGCCGACACCACCGUGCGGUUCCGACGAGAGCGACCCUCCGCAGCACUGUCGCGAGGUGGAGACCGAAUUGUGUCUGGUGUGUCGCCGAUGCGGCCGGGCCUAUCCGCAAGAGUCGACGCUGCUGACGCACCAGCGUUCCUGUUAUCUAGGCAACCAACAGCGUCGCGGUGCACUGCGUCUGGUUCAGUCACGCUACAGCUGUUCCUUGUGCGACGGCAACACUCCGGCACGCACCUACACCACCGUGAGCGAAUGGCGGCGUCACGCUGAAACGCUGCAGCACCGUGCCCGGCUGGAGGCCAACCAGGAACGGCAACAGCAUCAGCAGCAGCAUCAGCAACAGCAGCAGCAACAACAGUUCGGCAACAUCAGCGGGCUCUCUGGCGCGCAGUGCGGCGAAGAAGUGCACCCGCUCACCGACGAAAUGGAGGACGUCGUGAACCAAAUCACCUUGCUGGCUGCUCGCGCGGCCGCGGAGAGCACGACCGGCCAAUCUCAGGGUAACGAGAGAGCGAACCCGGACAACAACAACGCUCCCGACGUGAAGAGACAGAAACUUGUGCAGGAGGUGGCCGCUUUAGCCGGGGCCCGUUAAAGUGCUCGCCGACCUGCCGCGCGGACUGCUCAACGAACGCGCGAAACGCUUUGGGCUGAAGCUUUCGCGGAAGGGUGCGAUGGAAUAUGUGUAUGUGUGUGAUAGGUCCUCGGGGAUGCGACGCGUCUCGCCCCGAACCGCGACAACCCUUGUCUCGCGGCCGGGACGGGACCGAACGACGGUGAGACAUGGCUGAACAGGGCCGAGAAAGUGUUCGAUGGGUGCUCUGUGAGGGAUAAUUACUCGAUAACGAAAACAACGUUCCUAACUGACUAGAUAACGGGGAGAGGGUUCCAACCUAGGCAUGAUAUUGUCGGUGAGAGGCUUUUUCUUCCGCUCCGGGCACACCAGGGAAUCUCCGAUACUCCGGGUACUCGCGCGUGGACGGUGGACCAAUUACUCGAAGAUGACCGCAUGCGAACCCCCUCUUUGCUUUCAUUUUUCAUUUCCGUUGCGCACUGCCACUGUCGCGCACCGUCGGUUGUAUUACCAUUAAUUUUUAUCGUCAGACGACUGUAAACAGCGUGCCAUCGAGCAGCGCGUACACCAAAGUUCCUUCGAUUGAGAGAAUUACGAGAUUCGAUUAACGGUUAUG